UUGUGUUGUGCUCUGGCCCUUCCAAUGUAGAUACCAUGACAACGGUUCAUGCAGGGCCAGGUGAAAGGGGAGAAGAGCCAAUGCGUUCACGUCUCCAGAGCACAAGCAGUGAUGCUCUGACAGAUGACAGCUUCAGCAUUCCGACUGAGAUACCUGGAGACAUUCCUAGCGAGUCCAUGCUCCAGGUACCCCAGUCUGGUUCGUUGCCAAUGCCUUCACGGCCUGGCGUUGGGGGUUCAACUUUGUGGAACGUGCACAAUGAUGCGACAGAGGUACGGGAGGCCCAGUUGGUGCAUCCUCCCAGGAGUCACCUGGCAUUCUCUGGUGCCUCAAGGGGAUCCGUGGUGAACCUACCUCACCGCUCAGAAGUACGGCGGCGUCCGCCGCUGUUCCAGCAGCCCCUGGACUUUUGUGGCACGAGGCGGCCUCCCUUUGCAGUCUCGCCCUACCCUGUUGGACAACCAGCAGCUCUGCAGGGAGAUGGAGCCUAUGUGCCGAUUGAUGAAAGUUGCAGUCCAAGAAGUUUUAGUUCAAGUAGCAGUGAACCCGAAGAGGCGAGACCUGAGAGGUUGCGCGUCAACUCUUAUGCUUUUAGCCGAAUCCGUCCUGAAGGUCAGAACUUCCUGCCUGUGCAUCGGGCUAUGCGGGUCAACAGUCACGAUCGAGCUCGUUCUGUGCCUCUCGCAGAGAGAGACCAUAGAGCCCGCGUUAUUUAUGAAGUGACUCCGCGGGAGGUCCAGUCCGCCUCUGGUUCCAGCCGGCCUUCGGCUGUCUCAAGACCAGAAAUGGAGGCACAACAUACGUUGUCCGAAAGACCAUUGAGUCACCAUCUCUCUGCGCCGGAGCUUCCAUCGCCUUGGCAAGUUGCAGAGGAGCUUGGUCAGAAUGGCGGUAUGGCAGCUCCUCGCUAUUUGCUGGUGAGACUGGGUGAAUGUAUCCCUGCAGAGACUGGUGCUGCACCAGUUCAUCGUUCCAGAUUGGACUGUGGUCCACAAUGGAAAGACUUCCUCAACUUCGCGGAGUAUUCCAACCCCGAAGGUGUCUCUCUACAGGAAGUGUUGACGUGCCCUUGCUGCCUUAGCAUCUUCCGGCAACCCAUUGGGCUACCUUGUGGCCAUAGCUUAUGCCGUGGGUGCUAUGUGCGUGUCUUCUCGCAGUCAGCACUGUCUCGCAAAUGCCCUCUAUGCCGAAUGGAUCUACCUCGAUUUGACCUUCGAGUGAAUGUGGCAUUGGCUGCAGUGUCUGAUGCGCUGCGAUCCUUUCUGGCUGUACAAAGGCCAAACCCUCGGGUCAACCUGUCAGAGCAUCACUGAUGGCACCUGCAUGUAGCGAAAGUAGUUUGGCUUUGUGCAUUGUUAGACAUUGGAAGCCACCACUUUAAAGGUGGGGAGAGCUUUCAGUGGCAGUAUGUCCAAAA
Cladocopium goreaui is the source of this 1417-nucleotide messenger RNA. The record is from the annotation of a GenBank genome assembly. NCBI's taxonomy places the organism in Eukaryota, Dinophyceae, Suessiales, Symbiodiniaceae.